AAACAAAUUAUUUCAUUAAAAAGUGAAAUAAGUCUCAUAAAAUAGUUGUAAUAUAAUUUCUUAAAAUGCGUGAUAAUACUCCACCGCGACCUGCUGACAUUGAAGAUGAUUUUGAGGAGGUCUAUGAUGAUAAUGACGGACCACCACCCGAAGACGAUGACGAUUUGGAAAUGGAAGAAAUAACUUUAGAAGAACUGGAGUCUCGCUUAGAAUCUGUUUACGAUGUUUCCGACGAUGAAGAUCGGAAAUCUCCCGUACAAGACAACUCCAUUUUCACAUUUCAACAACACACCGCACCAGUAUUUGCUUGUGCUUUAAACCCCCAAAACAGUUUAUGCGCCACUGGGGGAGAAGAUGAUAAAGUAUAUGUGUGGAACAGAAAUAACGGCGAAGUUAUACAUGAAAUUACCGAGCACAAAGACACGAUCACGGAAGUACACUUUAAUCAUGAUGGCACAUACUUAGCAACUGGAGAUUUGGCUGGCGAGAUUCUGUUGCAUAAACUGCAAGAAUCUAGUAGCGGUGGUAAUGCUGAGAAAGAAGAUACCGUUGGUUUAACAAUGCGCAAAGUGUGGGAAUACUCAAUGGGAGAUAUGUCUUGGAUGCGUUGGCAUAAAGGUGCCAAUGUUUUAAUAGCUGGCAGUGAAGAUGGUGAAAUAUAUGUAUUCCGCUUGCCGGCAGGCGAUUGUAAAAUUUUACCUGGACAGGGGGUACGUUGCGAGUCCGGAGAAAUUACCGGUGAUGGCAAGAAGUUGUUUGCAUCCUACAACAAUGGUACAUAUAAGUUGUGGGACAUAAAAACGGCAGCUGUUUUAAUGGAAGUAGACGAACAACAUCCAAUGGUUCAUCAAGAGGGAUCGACUACAGUGGCAUGCGACAAGGAAUCUCCAUUGUACAUGUCUGGUGAUGAAAAUGGUAAAAUAAUCUUUAGUACACCCAAUGGUCCAGUUGGUAUGGUUGAGGCAAAUGGUGCCGUCGAAUGUUUAGCAUUUUCUCCUUCGGCCGAUUUUAGAAUGGCAGCCAGUGGUACAUUGCACGGACAAGUUGCUAUAUGGGAUCAUUCCAAAUUGAGUUUACGUACCGAAUGUGAACGGGCCUAUGAUGGCAUUACAAAAAUUCAAUGGAUUAGCGAUUUUACUGUUCUAGUUUCAACAUUGCAGGGCAAUGUUAUUGCUUAUGAUGCUCGUACUGGUCAACGAAAAUUUACCUUAACGGGGCAUUUGGCGGAAGUGUAUUCAUUUUCUUUUGAUCCCAAGGAAAGUUUAUUACUAACGGUAUCCGAAGACAAUUCAGCAAAAAUAUUUAAAGUUCCCGAGUUAAAUGAUUAACUAAAGAGAGAGCGAGAUAUCGUGAGAGACACAAUUGAAAUUGAUGUAGUCAUUGUCGCGUCGGUUAAGUUUAAGCUUUUAAGUGUUUAUUAUUAUUUCUAUUAUUCUUUUGUAUUUCAUUAGCCAACUACAUACGUGUGUAAAUAGUUAAAUUUCUAUCCUACCUCCAAAUAUAAA
This is a messenger RNA of Calliphora vicina (urban bluebottle blowfly), 1505 nucleotides long. Its product is annotated as angio-associated migratory cell protein. Gene Ontology annotation, molecular function: protein binding. The record is from RefSeq and is a predicted model, not a curated record. The transcript has 3 exons. Lineage: Eukaryota; Metazoa; Arthropoda; Insecta; Diptera; Calliphoridae. The coding region runs from base 66 to 1328 and encodes 420 amino acids.